AUGGCAAAACACAAUACCUUUAAAGAUCUCGUAAAACUUCACGAGGACAUGAAGAAGGAAGAGCUGGUGGUGCUCUUCUUCCAUAGCUGCAUUUUGGAUAAUAAUUUUAUUUACAAACUGAAUGAUGAAAAGAAAUAUGAAAAAUCAGAGAAUUAUGAAAAAAUAAAAAUUUCAAAUGGAUAUAUAAAACACAUGAUUGAUUCUGAGAAGGGAAAAUUUUUUUUAAGUCGAAUAUUAAUUGAUCCUGAAUGGAGAAGCAAUUCAAGUAGCUAUAACUUUCUGUAUAAAUCUGUAGACACCAAUGACACCUACAAUUUGAAUUUGGUAAAAAUAGAGAAUUCGCUAGUCGUACAAAUUAUCAACACUGCGCAGCCGUGCGUAGUUCACUCAGUCACAAUUGACGUCGACAAAUAUGUAAAUAAGUGCACCGUCCAAGAAGGUGUAAAGGAUAACAUGGAGGAGCAUGUCCAAAUGGAACAAUUGGAGCAGGUAUUCCAGGCACAUAUAUUAAGUCACAUGAAAAAAAAAAACAGCAACAACAUGAGUAGUGAUAACAGUAGUAAUAAAGGGAAAGGACUCAUCAUAGAAUCCAACGCAAAUGAGCACUUUAGAAAUACUUUCCACACCACCCCAGACCCAUACCUCUUACCAAACUAUAAUGACAACCAUUUUGAUGAUAAAAAUCCGAACAUUGGACGAAAUUUAAUCCCGGAUCUUCGGAAUAAUAUCCCCAUUUUAAGGCCAGAUGGAUUGCUAGUCGGCCCGGACAAUAAAUUUUUUAACCCGAAGAAUUUGCGCUAUGAUCCAAUUGGGCCCUUUGGAAAUGAGCCCAAUGCGGACAACAAACCGUUUGAUUUUCAGAACAAUUUUCCCUUUUAG
Messenger RNA from Plasmodium knowlesi strain H, 879 nucleotides. Its product is annotated as PI31 domain-containing protein, putative. The record is from RefSeq and is a predicted model, not a curated record. The transcript has a single exon. Lineage: Eukaryota; Apicomplexa; Aconoidasida; Haemosporida; Plasmodiidae. The coding region runs from base 1 to 879 and encodes 292 amino acids. Gene Ontology annotation, molecular function: proteasome binding; endopeptidase inhibitor activity. Gene Ontology annotation, biological process: proteasome-mediated ubiquitin-dependent protein catabolic process.